Vitrella brassicaformis is the source of this 3046-nucleotide messenger RNA. NCBI's taxonomy places the organism in Eukaryota, Vitrellaceae. The record is from the annotation of a GenBank genome assembly.
AUUCGAUCUUCUGCGAGAAAUGGAUGUGAGUGUUUUAUGAUGGUAUCUGCCACACCGCUUGGCGUCGUGUUUUGGCACUUUGCCCCUCAUUCUCUUAAGAUGCAUGCAUUCAUACGGGCGCGGUCAGAUCAGGCUGCACAAUCAUUUAUUGUCUGUCUCGGGCGCGGCGCUCUCUCACUGGUUCCACCCAACUCAAGGGACACAUCCACUUAAGUAACGUCCCAAAAAGCAGCUCCUGCUCAGCCCCGGAGGCAACAAUGCACGGAUUGACUUCCUGGUCUAAAUUCUGACUCUUCAGAUAAGUCUCCUUGCCCUCCACCUCAGGCUGGCCCCCUUGCAGAUACACACUCGUCAUCUUCACGGGCAGCCGAGGAGUGCUGGUAGGCGAAAAACUUCUGGAUGUUUCUUGUUGCGUCCCUGGUGGCUGCUGCGUCACAAGCUCCAACUGAUAGCCCCACACCUCACUCAGCUUGCCGUCGUGUGCCACAAGUAUAUAGAAGUCGUGAUUCUCGAAGGUCGAUGAGUUGGGGUUCACAAGGCACGCAGUGGGGCCCUUCUGUAGUUGAGGAAACUCAGAGAAUCGCUUUGAGAACCAUCCGUCCUGGUCGAUGGGGAGGUAAAACGAGUUGACAACAUCGGCAGUGGUCUGCCAUUGAUUGUCUUGGACAACUCCCCCAAAUUGGCAUCCGGCGAUAAUAGCAGGCGGCAGCAGCUUGUACAGCUUGCGUGGAAUCUCUGGGAUGUCGAGCUUCUCACUCCUGCUGCGUAGGGCGCUUUGCAGCAUUCUCAGAAGGAUCGCUGCGCGACAUGGCCCCUCCCAUUCUUUGCCAGACCUUCUCUCGGCAAUAUUGAGCAUCGUCAAGCCCGCGCUAAUCCCUUGGAGGCCCUCAAAGAAAGGCUGGCCCACUGCUUCCAGAAGGGGAGAAUCCGGAAGCGUCAGCUCCGUGAGCACACCAGCAAGGUAACAGGGCGGCCACACAUGCUCCACUCUUUCUUCAUAGAUCGACUCGCCGAGCUUCUUGUCGUCUGGUUGCUGCUGCUGCUGCUGUUGCUGCUGUUGCUGCUGUUGCUGCUGUUCCUGCUGUUGCUGCUGCUGGCUUGGCUGUUGAUCGGCGCGUCCCUCCGUGGACUCGUGUGGCUGUGGACCGGGCUCGAAGACAUCCAGUAGCGCCUCCCACGUGCCGAUGUCUUCAGGUCGCCUCCCGUCGAUCGCUGUCUUGAUGAUGGACACCAACACAUUGAGCGCUGCUGAUGGAGAGAGAGAGCGGCCCAAGGCGACCUCCACCUCGGGGAUGUACAUGUAAUAAUCCAUCCCAUAACGAGAGCAGAUCCAGAGCAAUGCAGGCGACCUCCCCGCCCAACAAAUCCGCGAAGGACUCGCACCACACAGAGAGCUGACACGAGCUAAGUCGUCCAUUUCGAUGAGAGGCAGCUGUGACCGAAUGACCGUUCGCUUGCUGAGAGACUCGAGGAAGGUGGGCAGCUCAUAGCUGAGGCUGGUGACAUGACUGCUGAAAACGAAGUAUCGCUGCUCUUUGGUGAGGAAUGUGGUCUUGAGAUAGCCCGCGACGUCGGACUCCCCCUUGCUGCGCGGUUUCUGUCGAGUCAUGAAGCGGUUGAGCUCGUCGAUGAGCAGGACGCAAGGUUGGCACCCCAGCCACUCAUCGAUUGUCGAUCUGUCGACUCUCGUAUGCUUGAACCAAAUGCCAAACGUCAGCCUGUUGACGUCGUCCAGCUUUGCUGCCCGUGCCACUCUUGCUUUCGCCUCAUCAGUCGCGGCCGCCCACGCUAUCCUCAAGAGGACGGAUGCAAGGGCUCUUCUUAUUGUUUCUCCCUGGUACGGCGUCUCGUCAGCGAACGAGAUGUAAAUCACCGGCACGCCGUCCUUGUGCAGCCUGCAAACGCGCACACACACACACAGAGAGAGAUAGAUGCCGCGAUGUCAGCUGUCGGCCUUUGUCUCUCUCUCUCUCUCUCUGUCUCCCUUCAGAGGCCCCCCUCACCGGUAGCCCAGCUCAAGCAUCAUCCUCGUCUUACCGCCUCUUGAAUAGCGCGUGAGUGACAUCGGCCGGAUGCGCUUGCCCCCGGUGUCGUGGGGCUGAUGGUACUCUGGCAUCAGCAGCUGGAUCGCCUUGUUGAGAAAGGAUUCGCCGAUAAAUGUGUCGGGGUCAUCUCUGGUAAGCUCGGGCAGCGGCACUUCUUUUAGCUCCAUAAGGUCCUUCACGUUGAGCUUGACAAAGGUUUGUCGCCCUGUGGACACAGAUGCACACCAUACGCAUACGCACACACGAGAGAGUGCAUCCCUCGGCCUUCCUCUCUGUUCGCAUGUUACCUUUCUUUGCAGGUGCUUUUUUCGACGACACACUCUGCGAGGCGCUGAAAAGGAUUGUGUGUCUGUGCGUUGAGGCACGCACAAAGGUUUGCAUGUGCAUUCAUUGUGCAUGCCGUCAUACGCCGUGUUCGUACCUGGUUCGUACCUGAUUCCAUGAGCUGUCUUUCGACUCGCGGAGGGCGGCUCGAGCCACAGACAGGACCAUCUAGAGGGAUGCAGCAGCUGAAACACACGCGGGACACGCGACCAUACGUAGUCCGCCCAUCCAGCCAGCCAGUGUACCUGAUGGCGUUGGCUGCUGCCAGCCUUCCACACAUCGCGGCGCAUGCCCACAGCCGUCAUGGGCUUCUGGCUUGGCACUCUAACGAAGGCAUCGGAUGCGCGCGACCAUCAAAACGAACCACAAGACGCCGGAAAGACCAGAAGGAGCCAUUCCGCAGUCUGCGACGGGCGUCGUCAGCAAGAUGGCAGCGCACAAGCGGAUCACUAGACGAACCUUUCACCUGUCGACACACAGUGGAGAUUGGAACUGAAUGGGCCAGCAGACGCACACUCUUUGCUCAACAUACGGGAGAGGGGAGAAGUCAGAUCAAUUCGCCGUUUGUGAGCACCUGAAUGAAUGAACGAACGGAGAGAGAUGAUUCGCCCAUUGGUUGGCGGAUGUGUCCGUUUCUGUCAUCGUAGGCACCUGCGCUCUUAGUGCUUCAUGUUCUC